This is a messenger RNA of Chlamydomonas reinhardtii, 3147 nucleotides long. RefSeq lists its product as uncharacterized. Gene Ontology annotation, cellular component: nucleus; cytosol. Gene Ontology annotation, molecular function: protein serine/threonine phosphatase activity; protein binding. The transcript has 14 exons. Bases 125 to 1648 code for a protein of 507 amino acids. The record is from RefSeq and is a predicted model, not a curated record. NCBI's taxonomy places the organism in Eukaryota, Viridiplantae, Chlorophyta, Chlorophyceae, Chlamydomonadales, Chlamydomonadaceae.
CGGGUUGAUGGGCCGACGCAGCGACCUUUAUGCCGGCACUUGUUUCCAUAGCAUUGCACGUCUGUAGACAGAACUGAUAGAACAGAACCCAGAAGGGUUGCCACUUUCCGGAAAGAUCUCUAAAAUGGCUGACGACUCCGAAGACGUAGGCCCGAUUGAGGUGCCCGAUGCACCUCCUCCGCCUCCCCCGCUAGACCCGGAGGUUAUCGCUCAGGCGGAAAAAGCCAAGGAGGAGGCAAACGCGAACUUCAAGGCCAAGCACUUUACGGCUUCUAUCGCGGGCUACACGCGAGCCAUCGAGCUGAACCCCAACAACGCCAUCUACUGGGCAAACCGCGCGGCCGCGAACAUCAAGCUCGAGAACUAUGGUGCUGCCGUGGCCGAUGCGGAGAAGUCAACGGAGAUCGACCCAAAGUACAUCAAGGGCUACUACCGCCGCGGUGAUGCGCACUUCGCGCUGGGGAAAUACAAGCUGGCGCUCAAGGACCUGCGCACGGCCGCCAAGGUGGCCCCGCGCGACCCCGACCUGCGCAAGAAGCUGGCCGAGUGCGAGAAGGAGGUGAAGCGGCUGCGCUUCGAGGAGGCGCUGGCGGGGCCGGAUGAGGAGGUAAUGUCAACGCUUGAGAAGUUGGAUCUGGCCAUUUACGACAACAUCGAGGAGUCCUACACCGGGCCGCGCAUGGCAGGCUCUGCGGCUGAGGGCUACACCAUCACGGCCGAGUUCGUUGAGGCCAUGAUUGCCGAGUUCAAGGCGCAGAAGACCAUCCACAAGCGCUUCGCCUUCGAGAUCAUCAAGCAGGCCCACACGCUGUUCAAGUCUCUUCCCUCGAUGGUGGACGUGACCAUUCCUGAUGACAAGCACUUCACGGUGUGCGGCGACGUGCACGGCCAGUUCUACGAUCUGCUGAACAUCUGGGAGCUCAACGGCCGGCCCAGCGCCGACAACCCCUACCUGUUCAACGGCGACUUUGUGGACCGCGGCUCGUUCAGCUGCGAGGUCAUCUUCUCGCUGCUGGCCUACAAGCUGCUGUUCCCGGAGCACAUGCACCUCACGCGCGGCAACCACGAGUCCAAGUCCAUGAACAAGGUGUACGGAUUCGACGGCGAGGUCAAGGCCAAGUACAACGGCACCAUGGUGGACUGCUUCCGCGAGCUGUUCUGCGCGCUGCCGCUGUCCUACUGCCUCAACGGCCGCGUGCUGGUGCUGCACGGCGGCCUGUUCAGCAACGACGGCGUCACACUGGAGGACCUGCGCAAGGUGGACCGCUUCAGGGAGCCGCCCGAGGAGGGCAUCAUGUGCGACGCGCUGUGGGCCGACCCCAGCCCGCUGCCGGGCCGCACCGCCUCCAAGCGCGGCGUGGGGCUGUCGUUCGGGCGCGACGUGACGCGCACCUUCCUGGACGCCAACGGGCUGGACCUGGUGGUGCGCAGCCACGAGGUCAAGGAGGAGGGAUACGAGGUGGAGCACGACGGGCGGCUGAUCACCGUGUUCAGCGCGCCCAACUACUGCGACCAAAUGGGCAACAAGGGAGCCUUCGUCAAGUUCAACGGCAACGACAUGGUGCCGCACUUCACCACCUUCAGCGCGGUGCCGCACCCGGACGUGAAGCCCAUGGCCUACGCCAACUCCUACCUCAUGGGCAUGUAGGCAGGCCGGCGGCGACACGGACAGACACGGGCAGGCAGCGGCGGGGGCUGCGCCGGAGGCGGCGGAGGCGGCCGGUGUUCGGAGGAGCACCGUCUUAGGAGCCGCAGAAGAGAAAGGGAGCUAGAGAGCUGGAGACCCAGAUCUGGGACUGGGGCUGCGGAUGCAGAUGUGGCUUGGGUGCUAGCAGCACUAGGCGUUUGGAGCCGAGGUAUGAGGCGCGGCCGGAACAGUUGCGGCCACACCCACUGCGGCGCCGGGUAGCUGGUGGGUUCGGCGUGUGUGUGAGGCUGUGACGAGGCCGCGUUGCCAGCAGCUGGGGCUAACCAGGGCGUGCAGCCGGGGAUGGCGGGGAGCGGAGCGCAUCGUGCAUGACUGCGGGUCGGGGCAGGAGCGGUUAGUGAUGGCGGGAGCAGCGUGGGGCACUCGCGUGGGGGUACUGGUGGGUACGUGCGUUAGCCAAGCGAACUGACAAGCGCACAGACAGGUGUGUGCUGUGGCGAAAGGUGCUGUCAUACAAGGGUACUGGUGGUGGGUGCCGUGGUACGGGCGAGGCUCGACCCACAUGGCUGCUUUGUCAGCAGCGGCCGUUGCGGCAGCGUCGGCGUUGCGCAGCUGUGGCCAAGCGCCGCGUGUGGGUGCGCAGACAGCAGGCGGCAAGAAGCCUGAGCAGCGGGUGUGUUGGCCGGUGGCGCCAGGCCGGGAGGUGGGGUGGGAUGUCCAUGAGGGUUGCGUGCCCGGAUGAGGUAUCUACGGUACUGAACCACUUGUCGAAGGACGCGCGUAUGGGCGGGGCUCCCGUGUGCGUGUGCCGUGUGUGUAGCUGGGACCAGUGUUCUUGUAUCAUACUGAUGAUCCAGCUCAGCCGGUUAGUGCCGAUGCGGCGGGAUGCUGGUCGAGCCGCGUGGAUGGCACGCGAUCUGCUGCGCGGUUGGGGUCUUUUGACUGAUUGCAGGGGGACAAGUGUGGUAGCUUUGCUCAGCCUGUGGUCGGUGUAGUUCGGCGCGACGCGGGGGGUGGGCGUGUGAAAAAAACAGAGGUGGGCAUUCGGCUUCAUGGUGGGAGCAGGAUGCGCGCGCAGAUGUGCGGGUGUUAGCCUGCGUUCGCGUGACUUUGCGUGUCUCGAUCGAUGAAGUGAACGGCAUUGAUGCACCGCGACAGGGCGCUCAGGCCGCCAGGUCGCAAAGUGGGUUAUGAGGGCGCUGCUGCAUCGGGUGUGUGGAGCGUGCGGGCCGCUGGGGCCCUGCGGACUGGACGUACCGCGUUUGCGUGGGAGCUAAAAUGGUGCUGAAGAGCAUAGUGAUGUAGAGGAGGGCGUGUAUGGAUGAUAGGGGCGAGGACGAGUUUUAAACUCGUGUCCCAGGCAGACGCUGGUUCAGGCAGGAACCUCGGCAGCACAAGAGCGGAUAAAGAGCGGAUAAGGAGGGCAGGCCGUCGUUUGCCCCAUGAUGCAUCCAACCAGCCCGGGCCCAGGUCACCUGCGCCCUCCACCCUCAACUUAA